CCACCACUGACUUUCAUCUUCUCCGAUUGAUCCUCAUUCAAUCUUUCAGAUCAAACAAUUCCUCACCGUAAAAUGGGCAGCUUAGAAGGUGAAAGAAGUACAAUCGGUUGGGCCGCCAGAGACUCCACCGGAGUUCUCUCUCCUUACACUUACUCUCUCAGGAACACCGGCCCCGAUGAUGUUUACAUCAAGGUGCUCUGUUGUGGAAUCUGUCAUACUGAUCUUCAUCAAGCAAAAAAUGAUCUUGGCAUGUCUAGCUAUCCUAUGGUUCCUGGGCAUGAAGUUGUUGGUAAAGUGAUAGAAGUUGGAUCAAAUGUAACCAAAUUCAAAGUAGAUGACACAGUCGGAGUUGGAUGCAUAGUUGGAUCAUGUAGAAACUGCCAUCCCUGCAAAACGGAAAAGGAACAGUACUGCAACAAGAGGAUCUGGUCAUACAACGAUGUCUACUCCGAUGGAAAACCCACUCAGGGAGGAUUCGCUUCCGAGAUGGUCACCGAUCAAAAAUUCGUAGUGAAGAUACCGGAAGGGAUGGAGAUUGAGCAAGCUGCGCCUCUACUAUGCGCUGCGGUGACAGUUUACAGUCCGUUGAAGCAUUUUGGAUUGAGCGGGAGUGGUUUGAAAGGAGGAAUUUUGGGUUUGGGAGGAGUUGGACAUAUGGGAGUUAAAAUCGCCAAGGCAAUGGGUCAUCAUGUGACUGUUAUUAGCUCGUCCGACAGGAAAAAGGAGGAGGCUAUGGAACAUCUAGGUGCUGAUGAGUAUUUGGUUAGCUCCGAUGUAACUCGUAUGCAGGAAGCGGUUGAUUCACUCGAUUAUAUCAUUGAUACUAUCCCGGUUUUCCAUCCUCUUGAGCCAUAUUUAUCGCUGUUGAAACUCGAUGGAAAGCUGAUUCUAAUGGGGGUUAUUAAUACCCCACUUCAAUUUAUCAGUCCUAUGGUUAUGUUGGGGAGGAAGAGCAUAACAGGGAGUUUCAUAGGAAGUAUGAAGGAAACAGAGGAAGUGCUUGAAUUCUGUAGAGAUAAGAAUUUGAGUUCCACCAUUGAAACUGUGAAGAUGGAUUACAUAAACACUGCAAUGGAACGAUUGGAGAAGAAUGAUGUUCGUUAUAGAUUCGUUGUGGAUGUUGCAGGAAGUAAACUUGAUGCCUGAAAAAUUUGAUUGGGAAGAACUUGAUGUUCAUGGAAACUGUUUUUAUUUCUUAAUUGUGUUUUGUAUACUUGUUUUAAUGUUUAUGUUUUUCCCUAUUAUGCAUUUACUAAUUUCAUUCUAAAUAUUUCAAUUAAUAAUAAUUGUUUUUUAUU
Messenger RNA from Impatiens glandulifera, 1298 nucleotides. Its product is annotated as cinnamyl alcohol dehydrogenase 1. The record is from RefSeq and is a predicted model, not a curated record. Gene Ontology annotation, biological process: lignin biosynthetic process. Lineage: Eukaryota; Viridiplantae; Streptophyta; Magnoliopsida; Ericales; Balsaminaceae. Bases 73 to 1146 code for a protein of 357 amino acids. The transcript has 5 exons. Gene Ontology annotation, molecular function: cinnamyl-alcohol dehydrogenase activity; zinc ion binding.